GGUGUUUUCUCCCCUUUUGCACACUUUUUACUGUAUUUCUUGCUCCACUUUGCGCCUCUUACCCUUAGGAUGUAUGUUUUUUUCCUAACUUACACUUAUAUAUGUAUGUAUGUCAGAAUUAUAUUUCAUUUUAUUUUGUAUGUUAACCCGGUUCUACUAUUCUAUAUUUGAUCUAUGCCUCUAUAUUACUUGUAAACAUGUUAUAUAGAGCAGGGCUACUUCACACAAGUUUGUAUUCAAACGAAUUUUGUGGAUUGGUUAGAUACUUAGAACAUUGAAAGGCUAGUAUUAGUAAAGUUAAGGCUGUUUCACACCAAGAUGAUGCUCACGCUCCACUCAUACGAUGCUUAAGGUACGCUCAAGAUUCGUACGUGUUCACACAUGAUUUUUCCUAACGAAGGUGCAUGCUAGUAAACUUCAUUCGAUGAAAUGAAUUUUUCCGAUGAAGAGUUGUUGUUGAUUGCCUCGCUGUUAGAUGAAGAUGAGCCAAAACCCAAAAGAAAAAGAAAAUGGGUACAUCCCUCCUUGCAGUACAGAUCCACGCGAGGGGAAUUUCAUACACUAUAUCCGCAAUUAGUUGAUGACGAAACUAUGUUCUUCCAGUAUUUUAGGAUGUCCAAAGAGCGAUUCGAAAUGUUGCUUUCAAUUGGUGGUAACCUCAAGAAACAGGAUACUAAAUUUCGGGCGGCAAUCUCACCAAGAGAGAAACUAGCAGUUUGUUUAAGGUUUUUGGCCAGUGGUGAUUCAUUCAGGACAAUAGCGUUCAGUUAUCGCCUGGGAACUUAUACAGUACAACAAACAGUCCAUGAAGUUUGCGAUGUUAUUAUAAAAAUUAUGAUGAAGGAGGUCAUGUCAAUACCAACCAAACAAGAAUGGGAAAAAAUUGCCCAAGAAUUUUGGCAACAAUGGCAGUUUCCCAAUUGUAUAGGAGCUUUGGAUGGCAAACAUGUUGUUAUCGAAGCUCCCCACAAUUCGGGUUCCCUUUACUUCAAUUAUAAGAAGUCCUUUUCAAUAGUUUUAUUGGCACUUAUCGAUGCGAAUUAUAGAUUUAUCGUUGUCGAUGUCGGAUCUUAUAGACGAAGUAGUGAUGGAGGGAUCUUCGCAAAUUUAAAUCUCGGAAAGCGCUUAGAAAGAAAUACACUUGAUAUUCCGGAUGAUGCAAACCUACCAGGGACUCAGCAACUUGCCCCAUUCGUUAUCGUUGGAGAUCCGGCUUUUCCUUUAAAAAAGUUUUUAAUGAGACCUUUUCCUGGAACUCAUAUUGAAAAUCAAAUUGAAAAACGUAUUUUUAACUACCGAUUAUCUCGCGUCCGUAGGGUAGUUGAAAAUGCAUUUGGAAUUCUCACCCAAAAAUUCAGAUUUUAUGACAGAAGAUUGAAAAAUUAGCGCCUAAAUAUGCCGAAAAAGUGAUUUUAACAACGUGUAUCUUAUACAACUUUAUUCGUCAUGGAACGGUUUCGACCAUUUCAAACACUGAUGAAGUUAUAGAAAACAACUUAAGACAUUUAUCUAGACAGGGAGGAAACUCAGCAGCCAUAGAUAGCUUUUCAAACAAGAGAAAUAUUUACAAGAUUUUGUAAAUAUUCAGAGGAAGGCGAAACGUAACAUCUAACUUAAUAUCUUAAAAUUGUUUAUACAUUUAUUUCUAGAUUAAUAAAAUAAAUCUUUAGUAUUUA
Molecule: messenger RNA, 1676 nt
Organism: Anthonomus grandis grandis
Lineage: Eukaryota; Metazoa; Arthropoda; Insecta; Coleoptera; Curculionidae
Exons: 2
Coding region: 430-1386 (318 amino acids)
Source: RefSeq, a predicted model, not a curated record